Messenger RNA from Pseudonaja textilis, 3127 nucleotides. The record is from RefSeq and is a predicted model, not a curated record. Lineage: Eukaryota; Metazoa; Chordata; Lepidosauria; Squamata; Elapidae.
AUUUCAUGCAAGCGUUCCUUGCAAUACGUCUAAAAUGACUUGGAUGGUCUUUAAGCAGGGCUUUCUGGGUGUCAAUAUAUAAACUCGCUUAGCCUUAUUUUGGGCAUGCUAUUUAUUAAUCCACGCUCGUCUGCUUGACCUCAUUUUUCUUGUGUUUUGUCUCCCUUUCUCCCUGUGCUUUGUUCAUUUAGUCCUUAACCUCUAUGUUAGCAACAGCCAGAAAAGAGAUUGAACUUAUGUCAGACGAGAUGAGGGCCUUGAUAGCCGAGAAGGAAGUCUUGGCGCAGGAAGGGAAUGCUUUAAAGUUAGAGAAAGGUUCCUUGUUAUCCAAGCUGGUAGACUUGGAGUCCAAGAUUGGGCUGUUAAAACAAGAUCAGGAGAAACUGUGGACCGUGAACGAGGAGCUUCAUCUGGAGAACAAAAGGACAGUCAAGGAGAAACAAGACGCGGAGAGCAGAACCCAGCAAGAGAAGGAGAAGAACGAUGAGCUGAUCUCCGAAAAGGGACGGUUGCUCCUGGAGAUCGAGGCCGCCCAAGAAGACCUUCUCAAGAUCACAAAAGAGAACGACGCUCUACGCACGUCGAAGGCGGCUCUCCUCGGUCAGGUGGAGGAGCUCCGAGCCCGCAGCAAGAGCUUGGCCCAGGAAUGCCAGAAGCAUGUCAGCCAACGGGAAGAGCUGGAGGAUUGUCAGAGGAAGCUCUCCGAGGAAAACGCCGCUCUUCUGAAGGACAAGGACGACGUCAUCCAGAAGCUGAAGAGCUCCUACGAAGACAUGGCCAGGGACCAGAAGGAGCUGCUCCAGGAAGUCACCACCUUGGCUGCCGAGAGGGACUCGCUCUUGGGCAAACAUCUGGACCUGGAAAGCCAACACGUCGCCUUGAAGAGGGAACGGGAUAUUCUCCUGCAGAGCAGCCAGGACCUGCAGUCUGACAAGGAGACGCUCUUGAUCCAUCAGGAGGAGAUACGCAAGAGCUUGGAGCAGGCUCUGUUGGAGAAGCAGGAGCUCCAGCUGAAAAGCGAAGGCCUGCAGUCCAAACUGGAAUUAUCCGAUAAAGAGCUUAAACGGGUCACCAAAGACAAGAACCAACUGGAGGCCUCCCACGCUAGCCUUUCCAAACUUCUGGAGGAGAUUAAAGCCAGCAGGGCAUCGACGGACACUGAGCUGAUUCAGCUCCUGCAAGAGAAGGAGACCUUGGUUUGCUCCGAGAGCAGACUUGCAGCCGAAAGGGAAGAACUUUGGAACGAAAACAAGAACCUGUCGGAAAAGCUGGCCCAGACCUCCGAAGAAGCGGCCCUCGUGGAGAAAACCUUGAACGAUAAGCUGAGCCAGUUGAGCGCGGAGAAGGAGGUGGCCUCUCAGAGGUCUCUGAAGUUCAAGAAGCAGAACGAGAGCCUGCUCAAGGAGAAGGCCUCUUUGGAAGCCAAGUGCGCUGAGCUCCUGGCGGAGAAGCAGUCGGCCGCCAAAGCCCUGUGCGAGUUGAAGAAGAAGCACGAGUUGGACAUCUCUGCCAAAAGAAUGUUGGUCCAAGACAAGGCCAAGCUGCAGGGCAGUGCCGAAACCCUGAAGCGAGAGCUGGACCAGAAGAUAGCUGAGAACCAGGAUCUCGUCCGAUAUAAAGCUGAGCUUUCCAAAAUCUUAAAAGAGACCCAGAGUGCCAAAACCGUGUUGGAAAACGAAUACUCUGCCUUGCUUCACGCCAAGCAGCUCCUAGCCGCUUCCUUUAAAAGCAGCUCUUCAGAGAAGGAGGUCCUGACUAAAGAGAAGGCCCAGUUGCAAGAAGAAUGCCAGAAGUUGGCCAAGGAGCUCAAAACCAUCUACAAUAACCUGACGAUCGAGCGGGAAGGUCGUACGUUGGAGAAGGAGUCCUUUCUGGUGGAGAACACCCAACUCCAUAACGCCAUAAGUCUCUUGGAGACGGAGCAGGAACAGCUGAGGCUAAAGAACAAGGAGUUAUUGGUAGAACGGGACCAGCUGAAGCGGGAGAAGUUGAAGAGCGAGUCCAGGUUGGAAGAAAUCAUGAAGGAGAAAGAGGUCCUCGGUGCCGAGACGGACCAGCUGGCCUCCAACAUUGAGAAGCUGAAGAAGGAGUUUGCAUCUCUGACCAAGUCGAAAGCGGAGCUGCAGGAGCUUCACAGCAGCGUCUCCAAGAUCCUGGAAGAGCUGCGUUCCAGCCACCAAGCCAGCGAACUGGAACGAGCGAAGCUGCUUCAAGAGAACGAGAUGUUGCUUCUGGAGCAGAAACAUCUCACCACCAUCAAGGAGGAGAUCCUGAAGGAGAAGGAGGCGUUCUCCAAGGACUACUACAAGCUGCACGAGGAGAUCACCCUUCUAGCCCAGGCCAACAGUGAGAUGUCCGGCAACCUUCUGGUGGCUCAGAACAAAUGCCAGGCGCUUCAGAAGGAGAGGGACGAGCUCGUGGUCAAACUGGAAGACAUUGAAGGUCUCCAGGCUCAGGCGGUAAUGCAAAGAUUUGAGGUAUCGAAACUGCUAAAUCAGCCCAGUUACGCUCACUAACACCCACCACUAACGGUUCCCGUGUCUGCACUUAAUGUUGCACGUUUGAGCACCCUUGGAGCACCCUUCGUAAUUCUCUUGCAAGUAGCCAAUUUAGCGGAUUGGUGGGGGUGAGGGACAAACCCCGCUCUUCAGCAGCUGGAAUGGUGUGACGGAGGAGUUUUUAGGGCCUCACCACGGCUGAAUAUUCCAAUCAGCUCUUCCGUUGUGAAUAAAAAGGCGCCUAGGCCUGAUGAAUGGGAUGCGAUCCCCACUUGAAUUGGACGUGGUCUUGUUUUAAAUUGGUGUCUCAAGGGUGACGCCUCCCUCUCACCCUUGUCCCAGAAUGAGAUCAAAAUUCCAAGCGGACUGAUUUUUAAGCAGAAUAACUUGCAAAAAGGACGUUGCAAAGCUGGUUACCUUUUUAUUCACAAUCGUGUUUGUGUUUCACCACCAACAGAGGACAAAUCUGAAGGCUGAAUCGUUCCUAUCUCCCGUUUCAUUAAAACCUAAAGGUUUAUUCCAACCGCUGUUCUGUCUUUAACUAUCCCGAUCUUAAAGCUUAGAAGGUAUUAUUGAAAUGUUUCAAUUAUCUCUUCUUGUGCCCCAAAUUUAGAGGCGUGGUUGUUACU